Molecule: messenger RNA, 2199 nt
Organism: Phragmites australis (common reed)
Lineage: Eukaryota; Viridiplantae; Streptophyta; Magnoliopsida; Poales; Poaceae
Product: 26S proteasome regulatory subunit 4 homolog
Exons: 5
Coding region: 196-1536 (446 amino acids)
Biological process (GO): proteasome-mediated ubiquitin-dependent protein catabolic process
Cellular component (GO): proteasome regulatory particle, base subcomplex
Molecular function (GO): ATP hydrolysis activity; ATP binding; proteasome-activating activity
Source: RefSeq, a predicted model, not a curated record
GUCUACGAGGACACGGCCCUUCGCUUGAUUUCCCUUCAUCCCUUGCUUUGCUUUGCUUGUAGGGGAAGUUGAAGCCGGAGACAAAAGGGGAGCGAGGGAGGUGCAUUUACAUUUAGCCGGAGUCCCGAGCUCGCAUCCAAGCAGAUCGCCUACACCAAAUCCAAAUCCAAAUCCGACCACCUCCAACCGGCGGCAAUGGGUCAAGGAACGCCGGGUGGGAUGGGCAAGCAGGGCGGCGAGCGCAAGCCGGGCGACGGCGCCGGCGACAAGAAAGACAAAAAGUUCGAGCCGCCGGCCGCUCCGUCCCGCGUCGGCCGCAAGCAGAGAAAGCACAAGGGCGCGGAGGCGGCCGCGAGGCUUCCCAACGUGGCGCCGCUCUCUAAGUGCCGCCUCCGCCUCCUCAAGCUCGAGCGGGUCAAGGACUAUCUCCUCAUGGAGGAGGAGUUCGUCGCAGCGCAGGAGCGCCUCCGCCCCCAGGAGGGCAAGACCGAGGAGGACCGCUCCAAGGUCGACGACCUCCGUGGAACGCCCAUGAGCGUCGGAUCCCUUGAGGAGAUCAUCGACGAGAGCCAUGCCAUCGUCUCCUCGUCCGUCGGCCCCGAGUACUACGUCGGCAUCCUCUCCUUCGUCGACAAGGACCAGCUCGAGCCGGGAUGCUCAAUCCUCAUGCACAACAAGGUUCUGUCUGUGGUUGGUAUAUUGCAAGAUGAAGUUGAUCCUAUGGUAUCUGUGAUGAAAGUUGAGAAAGCUCCUCUGGAAUCUUAUGCUGACAUUGGUGGGUUAGAUGCUCAGAUUCAAGAAAUUAAAGAAGCAGUUGAGCUUCCAUUGACCCAUCCCGAGCUGUAUGAAGACAUUGGAAUCAGGCCACCCAAGGGAGUCAUAUUAUAUGGAGAACCUGGAACAGGGAAAACUCUACUUGCUAAGGCUGUCGCUAACUCCACAUCUGCGACUUUCUUGCGUGUUGUCGGAAGUGAGCUUAUUCAAAAGUAUCUUGGUGAUGGUCCAAAACUAGUCAGAGAGCUGUUUAGGGUGGCUGAUGAGUUUUCUCCUUCAAUAGUCUUUAUUGAUGAGAUAGAUGCAAUUGGAACAAAGAGGUAUGAUGCUCAUUCAGGAGGCGAGCGUGAGAUUCAAAGAACUAUGUUGGAGCUGUUGAAUCAGCUAGAUGGUUUUGACUCGCGUGGAGAUGUUAAAGUUAUUCUAGCAACAAACCGCAUUGAAAGUCUUGAUCCAGCUUUGCUUCGGCCAGGCCGAAUAGACCGGAAGAUAGAAUUUCCUUUGCCAGAUAUUAAAACUAGGCGCCGCAUCUUCCAGAUACACACGUCAAAGAUGACGUUAGCUGAUGAUGUGAACCUGGAAGAGUUUGUUAUGACCAAAGAUGAGUUCUCAGGAGCUGAUAUUAAGGCUAUAUGCACGGAGGCUGGAUUGCUCGCCCUUAGAGAACGUAGAAUGAAGAUCAACCAAAGGGAGCACCACACAGCUGCCAAACAAAAAAAUAUCACCACGGUUCUGCUUAGCACCCCCAUGACCCAUCCAUAAUUGAAAGAAACCUGCUAAGGGGAGUGGCACACAGGACCAGCGCAGUUCAUCCCUGAGGCAGCACCUCACAAACCUCACUAUUUUACAUUGAAAAAAAAGAUGCCGCCCACCAAUUCAAGCUUAUCGCCCCCGCCCACCAAUUCAAGGUUAUCGCAGAGGAUAUGAUUCUCAUUAUCUUUCCAAUUCAUCUUCUUGAAUUGUGCGGCUGCCUGAAUUUUGUGUUGAAAAGGUCGCCAAAGAACACUCUUGUGCUUGUGGGUACUUUUGCUUCCAGAGAUCAACUAUUCUGUGUUGAAAAGGUAGCCAAAGAAAUACUCUUACGCUUGUGGGUACUUUUGCUUCAAGAGAUCUUGAGGAAUAAUUUCCAGAAUACUCUAGCCCCCAAGUAACUAGGUCAUUAUCUUCUCCUAAUUGCACUUCCUCCAAAUGAAACGGCUCAUUAUGUGUUCCCAAUUAGCAAGACUGUCCGAUCCAAGUGUCCGAAAUUGAAUCAGCAACGGUAAUAUCUGGCUUGGAACAUAUCUUAAAAAGACGGGUAUUGCGCAUGCAAAUGGGGAUGAUCCCAACCAAAGUAACUGUUAUCAUGCUGAACCAUUGGUUAGCUUUCAUUAGAGCUUUCGAGAACAGCGACCACCCAUGAGGAUGACCAACCCCCUGUUAAAG